AUGUCAACUAUAUAUAUAACUCCAGAAGAACUUAUUAAAACUGGUGAUAUUAUUCAAGAGCUUCAUUAUGUUUGCUAUAUACAUAGCUCUUUACAAUCUGGGUAUAUAUGUGAAAGAAGUGAACAAAGCAGUGAUAUUGUUACAAGUGCUUUUACAGCAAUUACAUCUGUUUAUCAAAUGGUUUUUGACACUAAAGCAAAAUUUUUAGGUCUUAUGUAUUUAGGUUUAAAUUAG
This is a messenger RNA of Cetraspora pellucida, 234 nucleotides long. The record is from the annotation of a GenBank genome assembly. Lineage: Eukaryota; Fungi; Glomeromycota; Glomeromycetes; Diversisporales; Gigasporaceae.